UGCGACCAGGGCUGAGUUCUCGUCGUUCGGUUACAUUCCGCCAUUUCGGCUUAGAUCGGCGCGCUAGAUUCUUUCACGUGAUAAUAUUUCUAGCUCUUCCAGCGACUGUUGAACCGCACUUCAGCCCUCAACACUCUCUUCCUCGCCAAUAGCAGACUUCAUAGAACCGUUAAAGCCCUCGGAGAAUUGAGUGCAUUGCACCCAGAACACUUUGGGCUCCUCUUCAUGGCAUCGCACGCCUCUUCCGCCUCCAGUCUCCCCGUCUCGGCUGCCGCAGAUCCCGCAUUUUGGACCCAGGACUUCUCGGAUACGUCUUCACUGGCCCUGCACCUCUCUCCAGGAGGGAGUUCUACGACUCACACCUCGAGUCCAACUCCUCCGGCGCAGACUCCAAAGUCGGACAGUGCUCACGGGCCCGCCGCCGCUAGGGCGUCAGUCGCCGUCGCCUGCGUACCGUGUCGCAGCCGGCACCUUAAAUGCGACGGUGGUGUGCGCUGCUCUAGAUGUAAGGCCGAUGGAGUUGAGUGCACUUACAUCAAGUCCCGUCGCGGCUGGAAAGGAAAAAGGAAGAAUAAGGGAGAGAACGGAGCACCAACAGGCUCGGGACCAGAAAAUGAAACGGUCUUACAUGGGCCGUUGAGCAACUCUCUUGCAACAACAACAAUUGCUUUGCCAUCUCCUGGAUAUGACUUUGGCUCAGAACUUUCUCUUGUCGAUCAGCUGAGCAGCGCCCCAAACAGUCUUAGCCUCUUGGCCUCAGCACCCCCAGUUGGCCAAUUUAACCUCAAUGGAACCCAAAGGACAAACCAAUUUGGUACCACAGGCCCUCCAAAUGCGAUAGGAGCUUUCUUUCACUUCUUCUAUGGCUCUCACCCGUUUUGCCUGCCUCGACCGAGACUGGUGGAGUUUCUUAAAGAGAGGAGGGCCCCGCUGUUGGAGCUCGCCGUUCAGUACAUAGGAUCUAGCUUCCUCCCGUCGGUACCUACGGACAUUUAUAAGGAAGCUUUAAACCGGACGAUAGCAAGCCAGAACUAUCCAAAGGAUGGCUACACUGUCCAAGCCUUGCUACUUUUCUCCAUUGGGCUGCAUGCCAACAACGACGUUCCAAGAGCAGCUCAGAUUUUUGGAAUGGCUCAGGCUAUGACGGUUGAAAUAGGUCUGCACCGGUCUGACUACGCUAUUAUCAAUGGGAACAAUGAUAGGGUUCUAGAGGAGAGCUGGAGACGAACAUGGUGGUCCAUGUAUACCGUCAACGGAAUGAUGGCUGCUGUGAACCCAGGCGUUCAAUUUCGACUUAAAGAUAUAGCAACCGAUGUACCCUUACCGUGUGAGAAUGAUGAAUACUUCUCAGGGCAAAUUCCCUACGCCCGCACGAUCCAAGAGUACGACGACAGCGCCUUCGCGCCUGAAGAAAUGGUCUUCUCCUCCUUCGCCUACCUAAUCGACGCAAUCCGAAUCCUAGGCAAAGUCUUCGAAGUAUCGCGCCUGGACAGCACGUUCGAAUAUCACAUCGUCGACGUCGUGGACCAAUAUCUCAUAAACUGGAAGCUACACCUCCCCGUCUCUAAAACCGAGAUCAUCAACGACCACGGGCAAAUCGAUGAACUGCUUUUCCAAGCCCACAUGGUGCAUUCCGGUAGCACGAUUAUGCUGCAUCGACCGCGCUCCAGCCUUGGAUUUGGCCGCGUUGAGAACGUGAAUAUCUGUGUUCAACCCGGGCAGGUUUUGCUUCCCACACAAACGCGUGAAGUGCAUACCUCAAAAUGUCUGUUUUCGGCUGAAAAUAUCUCUACUUUAAUUAAGCUCCCCGGCCCGUUGAUCCAUCACACGCCUUUCUUCACCUGCGUCGUAGUCAUGGCAUCUGUUGUCCACCUAUCCUAUUGGUCAUUUCUCGUCCCGGACGGCCAAGACGACGUUAUCAAGCAAUCUAUCCGACUAGACGUGGGAACACUGCAACAGUAUAGCCAUACAUGGCCGAUCGCAGCGGUAGUAUUAGGACAAGUCAGAGGCGUUGCGCAUACCCUAUUCAACAGCAAAAAGGCAAUGAGCAUUCAUCUGUGGAGUAGCAUCGCGCAGGACGAUAUUAUUAGAGGAGUGAUUGAAGACGGCGGGAGUGAGCCUUUGGAGAAUUAUAGUCAGCUUUUAACACCGAUGUUGAAAUCGUAGUUAGGAUUUUAUCUCCACUCCCUACUUCAUCAUACCUGUCAAUUAUUCCUCGCAUUUUGUCUAUCCCAUCUUUCCAUUGCUUGCCCC
Messenger RNA from Lindgomyces ingoldianus, 2253 nucleotides. RefSeq lists its product as uncharacterized. NCBI's taxonomy places the organism in Eukaryota, Fungi, Ascomycota, Dothideomycetes, Pleosporales, Lindgomycetaceae. The transcript has 4 exons. The coding region runs from base 226 to 2166 and encodes 646 amino acids. The record is from RefSeq and is a predicted model, not a curated record. Gene Ontology annotation, molecular function: DNA binding; zinc ion binding; DNA-binding transcription factor activity, RNA polymerase II-specific. Gene Ontology annotation, biological process: regulation of DNA-templated transcription; DNA-templated transcription.